GUUCCAUGAUCCAGACUCAGCAGUUGUGGCACAGCAUCUGACAAAUACUGUAUUCGUUGACAGAGCUUUGAUAGUCGUACCAUAUGCAGAAGGUUUGUGCUUUGUUUUAACUACCUGUGUGGGCAUCCUAAGAUGACCAUCUACCUCAGUAUAGUUGUAGAAUGAGCACUAGUAGCAUGUUACAAUCUAAGCAAUUAACAUUUUGAAACCCUUGUUAUACUGCAGUACAUAAUUCUUACUUGCAGUUUUUUUUUAAUUCUAAUUAUUAGAAAUCAGAUAUUUUUAAAAGAAUCUUAUCUUUUGCUUUCACAUUCAUUGAAAUCACUCCUAAUUGUAACUCUCUGAGAUACAUCUACUUGGUUAAUGUUAGAUUUUAUGAAAAAGUCCCAAAGGUAAAUGGCUAACUCCAUGAACACUUAAGWAAAAGAAAAAAUCCUCAAAGUGCAUGUUGUUUUUGUUUUAAAUAAGUGACUAGGUUAGUCUUAUUUCCUUGAACUGAUAACUUGUGCAAAAACAAACCAAAAAAAAAAAAUCCCACGUUGAAUUCCAGUAUACCAAGGGUUGCAAUGAUACUGGUUUUUGUGAAAGUUCAAGAUUUCCUAUAGCUUAGGUGCCAGAUGGGCACUGGGUAUUUUGUUUUUAUGCCAGAUUUUCUUGUUCAUUCUUGUUAUAUUUUCUAGAAUAUCUCUAAAUAAUAAAUUCUUCUCUCUGUUAUUUGUGUGUGUGAUUUUUGUAGUGGAGAAGGCAAAUGCAAAACCCUUCCAGAUGACUGAAAAACAGUGGGUCCUCUGCAGCUACAGGGGAUUCUAGACAUUAACUAAAGGCCAGCAAGCACUCAAGUCCCCCAAGUGUUUUCCUGGUGUAAUCAUUUGUUAACUACAUUUUCUCUCUUUUUACAUUUUAGGCUGUUAAUUUGACAGAAAAAUAUGAGCAGGUUUUUUGGAUCUAAAAAAGCCACUGUGACAAGACAACACUAUUUUAAUACCAUUUUGUAAAAAUUUCUAAGGCAUAUUUUAUAAUUAGUUUGUUCCCAGUGUACUGCUACUUGAUUUGCUUUUUGGUAACUAUAAAUUUUGAUCAAAGAAAUCACAUGAUAAAAUUAAUGGAUUUUAAGUUAAUAAUUUACUGACCAGGAUUUACUUGCUUUCCCCUUUGUUUAAUAAACUGGUCAGUGGAAGCAGAAUCUUGUUAUUGUUGAUUUUAGAUGCUAUUGGAUCUUUGAAUACAAAUGUGAACAUUUACACCAUACCUUGUAAAAGUUGUGAAAUGUCUAAAUUUGGAGAAAUUGCCUCUGGUUUUCUAAAGAAAUUAAGUUAUAUUCAGAGAUGGGUUAAGGCAUGCUAUUUAAUAAGUACAUUUAUCUCCAUAAUAUUAAAUUGUAUGGGCUCAAUUUUAAGGUUCUUAAAAAUAGAUAAUUUUUGAGUUAGUAUGUUUUGGUUAAGCAUUUCUUUUAUGUCACUUGUGCCUAUUAUAGGAUAAGACUAAAUCACCAACAGAAAAUUGUUACAGAGUUUACAAUUCAGGAUGAGUAGAAUAUAUAUAGGUCUUGAAACAAGGGUCAAACCAUGUGAGUAAUAUGCAAAAUGUUUGAGUUAGCCAUUAAAUUUAAAGAAUGCUUAUUGGCAAAGUGUUACAGUUACCAACCCUGGAACAUAAUACAGUAUAUCAUAUAACUGACUUUCAUAAAUAUUUUUAGGUCCCAGUAAUUUUUUAGAUCUGGUUUUGAAAGUGAGGUUGGGGAAUACAUAAGAGAAUUACAGAAGUAUUUAGUUCUGAAAUCUAUUUUUGCUAUAUUUAAUUAUGGUAUGAUAUGCUGUAUUCAUGUUAUCUCCACUAAGUAAUUUGAUGUAUUCAAUUCCUUUGUCACCAUUCACUCUGGUUUUAGCUCUUACACUUUGGUGUUGGCUCUUGGUCAGUUGUUUUAGAACAAUAGACAAAAAGUCUACGGUAAGGAACAGUCUUAAUUGAUAAAACAUAUAGCCAGUUUGGAAGGAACUCUUUAAAGUAAUGGAUAUGGGGGUUAUUUAGGUUCCUUUGGUUAAUGUUUGUUUCUUUUGUCUGUUUCUUUUUCUUUCAUUUCUACACAUUCAUGCAGUAUUUCAUGGUUCUAUCAAAGCAGCAGUAAAAAAAAUACUCUUGACGCAUGAAAAUUAACUGUUCUUUUCCCUGGUUCAGCCUGAACUAUAUACCAGGCCCUGCUGAAAAUACCACCCAACAGUUUUCUUCUGCAGCUUAUCCAGUUUCUCUUAAGUGCCCUGUACAUAUUGUAUGUUUUAUGAUGAGAUGCAGUUUCUUAAUAUGUAUUACAGAAAUACUACUGGUAUUUGCAAAUAUGUAGUUUAAUUGUAUUAUUGAACUCUCAUUUUGGGGGCUUGGGCACAUUAACAGAUUAAUCCAUCUGUAUAGGGCUUUUGCUGUUGGAUAGAAUUUAAAUUGUCUACAUAAAUAUUUGUCUUAGGACCCUUAGAUUUCAUCUGAAUACACAGAUUAGGCUUUAAAAACAGACACACAUGUCAUUUGGGGCAUAAGAAGUUUGGCUCAGUUAGCUUUUGAACUGACAGUAGCAUUUUUUUGGUAUGGUUAGCAUGGCACAUAUUGGAACAUAAAGCAUUUUACUGUACAGGUAAGGAAUGUGCCAUGUUGUUUUACCUAUUCUCUCUCACUCAGUACCACCCCCCCACCCCCACACACACACACAUUCCGUGUGUAUUCAGAAACAUUCAUAUUCAUUUUCAUGAGUCAGCAAAAGCCCUACGCUUGAUUCCAACAGAAUAUUUCCUUUACAUACUUUUCUUCUCUUAAUUUUUACAAAAUUUGUAUGGUAGGUGUAAAAAAAAAUCAUAGUAACUGUACCAUAUUAUUAACCCCUAAAUCAAACUUUUUUUGUCUUGUGUAUCUUGAUUUUUCUGUGUGCUUUAUAGUGAAGCAGCCGACACGAGUCGUUGUUCAUAAAACAGCUUUUGAAAGUUGAGAGCACACCCCUGGAGAACCGACUGUGCUUGCUUACGUUUGGUUCAUGACUUAAAAAUCGAGUACAGGAGUUAUUCCUGAUGAGACUAAGGCUUUGUCUCUGUUGGCACCAGCAAAUGCAGUGGCAGGUCUUCUGCCUGGUGGUGGACUCCUGCCUACACCUAACCCACUUACCCAGAUUGGCGCCGUUCCAUUGGCUGCUUUGGGAGCUCCUACUCUUGAUCCUGCCCUUGCUGCACUUGGGCUUCCUGGAGCAAACUUGAACUCUCAGUCUCUUGCCGCAGAUCAGUUGCUGAAGCUUAUGAGCACUGUUGAUCCCAAGUUGAAUCAUGUAGCUGCUGGUCUGGUUUCACCAAAUCUGAAAUCAGAUACCUCUAGUAAAGAAAUAGAGGAAGCUAUGAAAAGAGUACGUGAAGCACAGUCCUUGAUUUCUGCUGCUAUAGAACCAGAUAAGAAAGAAGAAAAAAGAAGGCAUUCAAGAUCAAGAUCACGUUCUAGGAGGAGGCGGACUCCCUCAUCUUCUAGACACAGGCGAUCAAGAAGCAGGUCAAGGAGGCGAUCACAUUCUAAGUCAAGGAGUAGACGACGAUCCAAAAGUCCAAGACGGAGAAGAUCUCAUUCCAGAGAAAGAGGUAGAAGGUCAAGAAGCACAUCAAAAACCAGAGAUAAAAAAAAGGAAGACAAAGAAAAGAAACGUUCCAAAACACCACCAAAAAGUUACAGCACAGCCAGACGUUCGAGAAGUGCAAGCAGAGAGAGACGACGAAGAAGAAGCAGGAGUGGAACAAGAUCUCCUAAAAAGCCUAGGUCUCCUAAAAGAAAAUUAUCUCGCUCACCAUCCCCUAGGAGACAUAAAAAGGAGAAGAAGAAAGAUAAAGACAAAGAAAGAAGCAGAGAUGAACGGGAGCGAUCAACAAGCAAAAAGAAAAAGAGUAAAGAUAAGGAGAAGGACCGGGAAAGAAAAUCAGAGAGUGAUAAAGAUGUAAAACAGGUUACACGGGAUUAUGAUGAAGAGGAGCAGGGGUAUGACAGCGAGAAAGAGAAAAAAGAGGAGAAGAAACCAACAGAAACAGGUUCCCCUAAAACAAAAGAAUGUUCUGUAGAAAAGGGAACCGGUGAUUCACUAAGAGAAUCCAAAGUGAAUGGGGACGAUCAUCAUGAAGAAGACAUGGAUAUGAGUGACUGAGUACUGCCUCUGUGGGAGUCCAACUGUAUACAUGCAUCAGUGUCAUUCCUUUGUGUGAUUUAUUAAUGCUGUAUUUGUUCAUCUCAAUCCUAGAUGUAUACAGCUGAGUUAUAAAUGGUUAUAAAGCUCCUGAUAUUGAUAUUAGUUAUUUACAUCAAAAAGCUUUUAGAAAAUGGUACAUGGGUAACCAGCUCUUGUCGUGGUGAAAUCUGAUUGAGUAACCAAGCAGUUUUACUAUUCUGGUGCUGCUUCAUAACAAAAGUGAAAAGCUGCAUGCAUCUACAGCAGGCAUGGAUUGUUUAUGUUGUAUGAUCUCCUUUAUUACGUAAGUUCACUUAUAGUAUUUCUAGAAUUUGAUUCAUUGCCGUAAUAGAGCCAUGUAGGGAAUGCACUGAUUGCAUGUUAUUGUGGCAAGAAUAUCCUAAAUGUCAUUAAAAUCCUCCAACAUGAUGGAUCUACUUAUGGUCUUGUUUGUUGACAUGACAAAUUAACAUUCUUAGAGUUACAUCUGGAAAUGAGCAUUUGAAAUAGAUAAUCCUAUAAGCCUUGUGGCUCAAUUUUUGUGGCUUUUGUUUAACUUUUGAAAGGUUAUAUAUGCACUAACCUUUUUUGAUGGCUAAUUAGGCUUUAAUUACAGAAACAACAUUUCAAAUAAAACUGUCUUUGGCGGUGAGUAAAUAGCAACAUUUUGAAGUAGAGUUGUGUACUUUUUCAUGGGUGUUUGGGAAUUUUUUUUCCUAACGUAAUUUAUUCCAUAUCUACGUCAGUGAAAGUUAUCCGCCUAUCCUGAGUCCAUCUGUAAAAGAAAGUUGUAUCUUGUCCUGAUUUUCAAUUUUUUUUUUUUGUUUUAAGCUCACUUAUGGAAAAAAGGGUAGUGCAUUUUAAAUUGACCUUCGAUGCUUUUAAAAUAAGAUAGAUCUACUUGAUAAUGUACUUUUAUUUGAUCUCAAGUUGUACAAAACCAAGAAAUUUUGUGUUACUAUUACUAUAGUAGUAAUCUUAAUGCACACAGUGAUUCCAUGUUAUAUGCAAAGUAGUUAGGCAACUGUUUUCUUAGUUACAGGAGUUUCAGGCUUCACUUUUGUGCAGUAAAAACAAAAGUAGGCUACAGUCUGUGCCAUGUUGAUGUACAGUUUCUGAAAUUGUUUUACAAGACUUUGAUAAUAAAACCCUUAAACUUAUGUUCAUGUUCCUGUAAAACUGUAUUUGUAUUUAUUUACAUUAUUGAAUGUAAGACAUUUACCUCAUUCAUUUUACCAAUUUCUCUUUCUAUCCACAUUUAAAUACAGUAACAAUGAAAUCCAUCACCUUAUGCUGGUAUUUGCCAUCAGAAUUGUCAAAUAAUUGAAUUUCUAUCUAAAAUAGUCUUGAUAUAACUUUCUCAUAUUUUGGAUAUGGGAAUGGGGUUGGAUUACACCAUGAACUUUAGGAUAAACAAAUGAUCCACUUAUAAUCUAGUAAAUUUAUAUUUUCAGUGAAAUAAUGUUUGCCUUUUCUGAAAUAAUAUAGAAACUGUCAAURAUAUGUAUGCUGUACAGUACUAAAUAGUAUAUUUAUUCGUUUAUGAAAUUAGGAGUGUUUGGCUAGGAUUAAAGAAAGUUGAGACUUGGAGUUGUAGUUUUAUCCAAGUUUUCAGUAAAAUUUGAUUUUUUWAAAAACACUGUUCUAAAAGUUGAAAUGCCAUAUAGAAAAGCAGCAUUUUUAUAGUUUGUAGUAACUUUUUAAGAUUUUAUCAGAAACUUGUUUAUGGCAAGUAUAAGAAAUACUAGAAAUGGUCCAAAUAAUCACUGAUUUUUUUUUAAGUGCAAAUGACAUUUUAAAUUUAGAAAAAAUGUCUAGUAAAGGUUGACCCAUGUGAUGUGACCAUUUUUUAUAAGUCAAAAAACCAUACUGGCAGUUUUAUGGGGUAAAAAAUAUUCAAAAUCUGUCUCCCCCAAUUGUACUCUCUGGAUGCAAAUAUAUUCUUUUCUAAAGGGAUUUAAAAAUGGGGAUUUUAAAAUAGUGCCACUGACUUAAGAUGCUGCAGUGAAGGAAGUUAUAUUUAGGAUAUUUUUCAGUAAACAUUCUGCACAAAGGUAGUGUUAUACUGGGACACAUCGUUUUUAACAGAUGAGGUAACCAGUUGAAAUAAAGUGAACACUGCCUCCACACCAAGUUUUGUUCUGUAUUUGGUAGUAAAAUGAUCUAAAAAUAAAAGUGGUUUUGUUAGAAAAAAAAAAA
Urocitellus parryii (Arctic ground squirrel) is the source of this 6376-nucleotide messenger RNA. The record is from RefSeq and is a predicted model, not a curated record. NCBI's taxonomy places the organism in Eukaryota, Metazoa, Chordata, Mammalia, Rodentia, Sciuridae.